CUGCAACACACUGGAAGGAGAGUUCUCUUUUUCACUGAUCAUUUGCUCAGUAGAAACGUGGUCCAGGCAGAGCCAGCCUAGGCAACACCCAUCACUGCAAUGCUGACAGAAAUAACACACUCACACUGACCAUUUGUCAGGGCACAAAGUUUUGAUCUGUUUCCACAAGCGGACCUCAUGGUGAUGAUGGCAACUCCGAACAGCAGCAGCAUGGCUACCUCUAUUAUUAGCAACUGCACCAACUUAUAUGAUCAUCGUGGGUGGGCGCACGUACUCCUACCUGUAAUUUACACUUUCAUCUUCAUUGUGGGUUUGUUGGGAAAUCUUUUGGCACUGCAUGUCAUCUGGCCUAAUAUGAAAAAGAUCAACUCCACUACGGUUUACUCUGCAAACCUGGUUGUGUCUGACAUCCUUUUCGCUCUCGCACUCCCUCUGCGAGUGGCUUACUAUGCCAUGGGAUUUCACUGGCCAAUGGGAGAGGGCUUGUGUAAGGCCUCAGCUCUGCUGUUCUACAUAAAUAUGUAUGCUGGAGUGAACUUCAUGACCUGCUUGAGCGUGGAUCGCUUCAUUGCUGUGGUGCUCCCGUUGCGCUUCAGCUGCUUCCGUAAAAUUCACAAUGUGCGAUAUAUCUGCAUCGGGGUGUGGAUGCUGGUGCUGGCCCAAACUCUGCCUCUCCUCUCCAUGCCAAUGAGCCGUGAGGAGCAUGAUGGCUACAUCACAUGCAUGGAAUACCCCAACUUUGAGCAGGUUGAAGGCUUGCCCUAUAUGCUGAUUGGUGCAGUGUUCCUUGGCUAUGGCAUUCCUUUGGUAACCAUCUUGCUCUGCUACUCUGCUCUUUGCUCCAAACUGCGUGAGCUAGCCAGGACAAACCAGUUGACAGAAAAGUCAGGCCUUAGCCGCAAGGCCAUCGGUGUGAUCUGUUGUGUCAUCCUGGUGUUUGUGGUUUGCUACAGUCCAUAUCACAUAGACCUGCUGCAGUAUAUGAUCCGAAAACUUAAAUACCAAACAGAUUGUGAUGAACUGCAUGCCUUUCAGAUCUCCCUGCAUGUCACUGUCAGCUUUAUGAACCUCAACUCCUGCUUGGACCCUUUCAUCUACUUCUUCGCCUGUAAAGGCUACAAGAAGAAGGUGCUGAAGCUGCUGAAGAGGCAAGUGAGCAUGUCGUUAUCUAGUAUGGUUCGGACAUCGCCAGAAGAAUAUUCUAGAGACAUUGACAAAAUCAACAUGAGCAGCAGAGUCUAUCACAGGGAAAGGAGCAGCAUGAUAGUGAGUGACUGAGAGACACAAAACAUUUGGAGUAGCUUCAAAAGGACCAGAACAAAACAUGAUGGCUUGUCUAAAAUCAUCAAGCAGGUCAUAUCAUAUCUAACAGCUCGAUGUGGUAUAAUUUACUGCUUUUCUGAGUAUGUAAAUAUUUUAUACUUGUCAGCCUGGUCUGGUAUUUGUUUACUAUAAUUUCUUUAUUGUGACAACUUUCCUUAAAUGGUUUAAAGAGUGAAAAUUUGGAAGAAAAGUAGUUAAAAAGGUUACACCUUAGGGAAAGUCACUAUGUGGUUUAGAUUUCUCUUUUAUGAUCUCCAAACUAACAGUGCCACCCUCUGUCAGAUAUAUGCAAUAGUUUCGGUUAGUUUAGAGCUGGACUGAUCGGAGAAGUGGCGCAGCCGGUAUCUUACACACAGCUGCAGGGUCUAGGAUGAAGUGAUUGCUAAAAAUGAAUGAGGAAUGAAAGAGGGCGACUAUUAUAUAUACAUAUAUGUAACGUGCAGGAAUAUGAUAGUGGUAUUACCAGGAUUAAAAACUUUGCUUUGCUUUUUUGCAAUUAGUAAUGUCACUUGCAUCUAUGGAAAACUGUAAAAAAUGUAUGAGGCAAGGGAAACCAUUUUCUGACAUAUUUCAGGAAAAACAGACAACAUAAUCAGAUUGAGACAUUAAUAAGAUGAAUUACUUUCCUGAUGAAAUGGAACUGGGCAAAACGUACAUUAUAAACCCGGUAGACAUGGUGUAUGUCAAGGGAAGUGCCUCAAGAGGGCAAUGUUACACAUCUUACCACAGCAUGUGCUCAGUCUUUACAACACUGAUAAUUUGCAGUGUCAGAAAUGCAAAGUAUACAAUCCAAACGUGUUUCAGUAUUUUUGUAAUUGGAAGCAAGCAUUCACUGCUGUCCAAUAAAUAAUAAUCUAAGAAUAGACUUACCCAAAUAAUCUUCAGGCAGGUUCAGUUUAUUCAGUCAGGGGAAUUUUUCAAAUAAAAAAGUUGAAUAUUACUCUCUGAUUAUCAAUGACUCUCAUCAUUAAAAUGUAGCACCUGAUCCAGGACUGAUAUAUAAUACUGAGAGCAGUUAAACUACUGACAGUUAGAGGAAGUGAAAGUUAUGGUAAUUCCCGAUUUGUGAAAACACUUCUCAGUUCAACAGAGGUAGGGUUAGGCUUGCAGCCAAAAGUACUUUCAGUUCUUUUUGUAGUGUCAGGUCUUAUAUGCCAGCUAUAUGAUGGGUAUAAUGGGCAAGCAGAGAAUGAUAUAUAUAUAUAUGCUCAAUGAUACAGAAAAGAGGUCUAAGAAGAUUUAACCAAAUAAAGUGACAAUGCAAAAUAUAAAAGGUCAGACAAAAUGUAAAAAUAUAUAGAUAUAUAAAAAAAAAAAUCAAAUAAAGCAUAAAUAAUAAAGCACAAUUUAGCAUCUGGAAACAAAAAAAAGAAAGAAAUACUAUUUGUAUUAAUCUGACUGUACAUAGUAGAUGCAUGUAGGUUAGAUCUAGUAGACAUUUAGUUGUGCUGGUAUUGUAGAGCCUGGUCACUGUAAGAAUCGAUGUUAUAAUGUGUGUUAUAAUGCGACCUUUUAAAGGUUCUAUCUGUGGUUUUAAUAUAUUAAAAAUACCCAACGUUUUGAUACCCAAUAUGAUAAAGUCAGUUUGUAAGCUUUUCAUGUUUUGGUGUAAAACCCAUAUACAUAUAUACCCACCAUACAAAUACAGGAAAAGUUUUUCCAAUCUUCAGCUGUCCAGUUUCUGAGAGCCUGUGCCUACUGAUGUUUCAGAUUUCUGUUCUUGGUAGAAUGGAAUGAAACCUGAUGUGGUUUAUUGCUUUGUUAGCCCAGCUGCCUCAAGUGUUCACCUGUUGUGUGUGAAAAUCCCAGGAGAGAAGCAGAUUCUGAAAUACUCAAACCAGCCCAUAUACUUCCAACAACCAUGCCAUGGUCAGAGUCACUGAGACCACAUUUAUUCCUCAUUCUGAUGUUUAAUUGGAACAUUAGCUGAAGCACUUGACCUGUUUUUGCAUUGAGUUGCUGUUAAAUAAUUGGCUGAUUAGAUAAUUGCAAGAAUGUACAAGUGUUCCUAAUAAAUCAACCCAGUCGUGUAUUUUUAGUUGCUUGUAAAUAACUUUUUAUUUUCUAUUAUACAUAUCCAACUCAUAACAUUACAUAUUAAAAUAGCACAUCAACAAAUUUUAAUUUUCUUUUAAAUGUGUAUAAGAAUUUAUUUAUGUAUUGUGGGAGUCGCAUAAAACAAGCAACUGAUGUAUUUAUUUUGUAUAUUUUAGGACUGUGAGUUUCAGGGAAUUUUUCUAGUAGUAAGUGAAUUACUUAAUACUACCAAGGCUGCUAAAUCACAGGCUUCCUUUCACACUGUUUCUCAUGCUGAAAUAGAUUUGAAAGCAUCAUAGCUGAUGCUUAAUGAUGACAAAAUCCAUACACAUGAAUGUGUGCAUGUGUGCAGACCUAUAGACAAUGGGAUUAGAUUAUGAUCUAAAAAAAAUUUGUUGAGGGCUGAAGACAAAAAAAGAUGUAUUUAUGACUUCUCACUGGUGGUCUGGUGUUCCGGGAUUUCUUGCCGCAACCUUUUGUCUGAAAUCCCCUUAUGACAUAAAUAAACAGACAGCAGGAAGUGCAGGAGGAAGUGUUUUGUGAGAACAGAAAAACAAGGCACACAAUAAACAUAUACCUAACCUGACCUUUUAGAUGUAUAUACAUUUACCUUUUUUUAGUAUAAUUGUGUUGUCUGUAAACCAUGUGUAAAUGCUGAUGGCCUCUAGAUAUAUAUAAAGAUUUUUUUUU
Molecule: messenger RNA, 4050 nt
Organism: Hemibagrus wyckioides
Lineage: Eukaryota; Metazoa; Chordata; Actinopteri; Siluriformes; Bagridae
Gene: gpr183a
Product: G protein-coupled receptor 183a
Exons: 2
Coding region: 178-1278 (366 amino acids)
Biological process (GO): G protein-coupled receptor signaling pathway
Cellular component (GO): membrane
Molecular function (GO): G protein-coupled receptor activity; oxysterol binding
Source: RefSeq, a predicted model, not a curated record